This is a messenger RNA of Symbiodinium natans, 789 nucleotides long. NCBI's taxonomy places the organism in Eukaryota, Dinophyceae, Suessiales, Symbiodiniaceae. The record is from the annotation of a GenBank genome assembly.
AUGGCCUGUCCAGAGCAAGGUGAGAGCCGGGAGGAAGCCGAGCUAUGCGGGCAGUCGUCGCCGUACGCGACCUCUUCCACGACAGCGGGCAAUCACCUGAAGGCCACGCCCAGCGCCCGGGAAGACAGCAGCCUCCAGGCCGCGAUGAGCUUCGUCUCGCUGCCAGUCGAGGAGGCUGGCACCUGCGGAGACCUCGUCCACCUCAUCCUGGGCGGCUGCUCGGCCCUGCGCUGCGCGGACGCCGUGUCGGCUGAGCAGGCCCCUGCGCUGGCCUCGGCACUGGCGUCUCCAGCCGCAGCAGCGCUCGAGGUGCUCAUCCUCUCGUCCAACGAGUUGGGACCCGAAGGCAUCGACGUCCUCUCAGCGGCGCUUCCGCGCUGCCAAGGGCUGAGGCAUCUGGAUGUGAGCUGGAACUCGCUGGGCCCGAGUGGGGGCGAGGCCAUUGCUCAGGCUCUUCCUUCUAUGAGCCUCUUGCAGUUGGAUCUGUCUUCGAACCAGUUGGAGGCCGAGGGAGCCAAGGCGCUAGCCGAGGCGCUGACAAUGCCGGAGGCCACGAUCACAGCCUUAGACCUGAGCUGGAACGCCAUUGGCGAGGAGGGCGGCAUCGCCAUCGCGCGGAUGUUGCCUUUAAACAGGCGCCUGCGGCGGCUGAACCUUGCGAUCAACGAGAUGAAGGCGGCUUCCGGCAGAGCCUUUUGUGACGCCCUCGCCCGAGGCCACCCGAGCCUGGAGGAGCUGGAUCUUGAUGGUAACGACAUUCCGGAGGACGAUAUGCCUCGCCUUCCCUGA